AUGUCUUCGAAUCUUUCUAAGGAAUCGUAUGGAUACACACUUCCACCACAGGAUCCCGAUUGCUACCCUGGUAUCAAUUUCCACGGAGUGAGGCACACGUUCUCAUCUCCGUAUUUCUUUGUGUGGGCGCAAAAGCCAGAGCCAAUCCAUUUUGUGACCCCAAAGGAGCACGAGAGAAAUGCAUGCAAAGAGUUUCUCGUGUCGUUGAAGAACUGUUGUCAGGGACGAGUGAUUGGAGGCUUCGAAGUUGUUGUUAGACUCAAAGCUGGCGAAUUGAACAAGUCUGUGGCCUCGUUGCAGCAACGGCGGCAACGAAUGCUCCCGAAAUUGGGCCCAUUUCGACCGGAUGAGAAUUCGUCAAGUGAAGAGGAAUUCCUGACAAGCAAAUUAUCGAGCUCCCGUACCAACUUGUUGGAGAGUAUCAAGCCGAUGUCUGGAUAUCAGAAAGUUUCUCCCGCUGAAGUGGCAAAGUCUCUUCCGAAAAAAGAAAUUUCAACGCGACACUCAAAUGAAAAGAAAAUCUGCGCUGGUCCAUCAGUCUCCUUGCAAGUUCCACAAUCGGCCACUCAACUCACGAAAGAACAGCCGGCUAAUAAAGAAAUGAAAAUUAAACAGGUCUCCUUCUCGAAUCUGGCCGCUUCAAAAAGUGUUGCAAAUGCCCGUCAAAUCGUCUCUUUCGUACAAGCUGAAAAAGAGUUUCGAGGUGGCGGCGAAGCGACGCCAUCAAAGCCAAAGCCUUUGCUGAAAAAAAAAGAACAGACCUUUGCCACUGCAUUGCCAACCGGGAAAACCCUGAGAACACCGCUGCUCGAUCUGAAGAAUAAACCGAUGCCAUCUCAACACUUCUCCCAUCCCAGGAUUGAGCCUAAAAACGAGAAAACAAACUUUGCCACUCCAUUUAUGAGGAAGCCGGGGACAUCACACGCUUCACGAGUCGUCAUGGAUGCUCCGAACACUCAACAACGACCACCACCUGGUCGCUCUCAACUCUCACAAGAGGCGAAUAGAAGCGAAUCAAAUAAUCAUAACCGCAUA
Mesorhabditis belari is the source of this 1035-nucleotide messenger RNA. The record is from the annotation of a GenBank genome assembly. Lineage: Eukaryota; Metazoa; Nematoda; Chromadorea; Rhabditida; Rhabditidae.